GAAAGCAGCAAAAUUCAACGCCCCUUUCAUUUCGUUUCCACCCUCCCUCCUUCCUUCCAUACUAUUACUAGGGAGUAGUAGUUGGCACUGCAAGCUGCCCGGUUGCCAUCUUUCUACAUAAAGUCCUCCCACUUUUUUCUACCUAAUUGCCUCCUACCGUCUAAUUCUUCCACCAUUUAUUAGCAUCAGUUUAGUAGUAUACUGCUUGCUUGCUUGCUUGCCUGCCUACAUCCCUUCCCCACUCCCCGACUCUUCCGCUCCCGCACCCAACUCCCCAACCAUUUAUUGUCAUUUGGGCUGUGGAUUCUUGAUCAGAUCCACCCAUCGCCACUGAUCACUGACUCCUUCCUUCAUCAACCAUGGCUGAGAAGGUGACUACGAUGAGACUCAAGGUUGAUCUUCAAUGCCCCUGCUGCUACAAGAAGGUCAAGAAAAUCCUCUGCAAAUUUCCUCAAAUCAGAGACCAGAUAUAUGAUGAGAAGCAAAAUCUGGUGACCAUCACCGUCGUGUGCUGUAGCCCCGAGAAAAUCCGCGACAAAUUAUGUUGCAAGGGUGGCAAAGUCAUUAAGAGCAUUGAGAUCGUGGAGCCACCAAAGCCCAAGCCACCGCCGGAGAAGCCUAAAGAGCCCGAAAAGCCCAAGCCACCCCCAGAAAAGCCCAAAGAGCCCGAAAAGCCCAAGCCACCCCCAGAAAAGCCCAAAGAGCCCGAAAAGCCCAAGCCACCCCCAGAAAAGCCCAAAGAGCCCGAAAAGCCCAAGCCACCCCCGGAAAAGCCCAAAGAGCCGGAAAAGCCCAAGCCACCUCCAGAAAAGCCGAAGGAGCCCGAAAAGCCCAAGCCACCUCCAGAAAAGCCCAAACCACUACCACCACCACCUGAACCGUGCUCGCACCCACCAGUUCCAGUGGGCUUUUGUUGUGUCCCAUGUUCGGAAGGGUACGGCGGGGGACCAUGCUACUACGGGUACGGGUACGGGCGGCCUGUGCCCCCGCCACCUUGUUAUGAUAGCUAUGCUUACGGGUACGGAUAUGGGAAGGGGUACCCGUACAGUCGCUGCGAUUAUUUCAGUGAGGAGAACAGUACGGGUUGCACGAUCAUGUGAGAGGAGCAGAGAAUUUGGUGGGUGACCUUAGUGUGUGUGUGAUUCUACAACUAUAUGGUACGGUAUGAUGUGAAAACCGAAGAGCGUCCAAAUUAAUUAAUGACUGCAUCGAAGCAAAAAUAAUACUAGUAUGUACUUAGGGCCUUAGGCCCCUUAUAAGACCUAUAAAAGGAAGAAGAAAAUAAUAAUGUGUAUAUGAUUCUGGAUUAUGGAGAAAGAGAGAGAGAGAGAUGUACAGGCUUAUUCAAGUUGCCUGUCCAUUAGAAUAAGCUUUUGUAUGUAUCCAAAUGGAACGUCGUUGCAUCAAAUUUUCUUUUCAUUGUUUAUAAUAAUAAUAUAAUAAAAGUCCUUUACAAUCAUCA
Molecule: messenger RNA, 1462 nt
Organism: Coffea eugenioides
Lineage: Eukaryota; Viridiplantae; Streptophyta; Magnoliopsida; Gentianales; Rubiaceae
Product: extensin-like
Exons: 3
Coding region: 360-1100 (246 amino acids)
Molecular function (GO): metal ion binding
Source: RefSeq, a predicted model, not a curated record